Messenger RNA from Bombus terrestris (buff-tailed bumblebee), 6208 nucleotides. Its product is annotated as lachesin. The record is from RefSeq and is a predicted model, not a curated record. The transcript has 5 exons. Gene Ontology annotation, biological process: synapse organization. NCBI's taxonomy places the organism in Eukaryota, Metazoa, Arthropoda, Insecta, Hymenoptera, Apidae. Gene Ontology annotation, cellular component: neuron projection membrane. The coding region runs from base 3098 to 4057 and encodes 319 amino acids.
GGCUGAACCGGCCAGUGCAAUCCACGACGAGUUCGACGUCGAAUCUACGCGUCUCUCGUGUCUUAUGCUACGUGAUUUUUUCACGCGUUGCUCGCGUUUUGCCGCGCGGUAAAACGAUAUUGUUCCGUUCGUUCGUUUGACCUUUUAUUUCGUUCCGUUCCGUUCGUUUGUUCCCCGUUCGUCAAUACAAGAGACCCAUACGUUUCACGAUUCGCCUCGAGCUCGUUCCAUUAGAGACGCUUUGUUCGCGCCUACGGUUCGUCUCCUCGUAUUUUCCUUCUACAUCGUACGGAACAGCCUCGUUACGCGUCAUGCAUCGUCGCGUCGAGCGCGUUUAUUCUCCCUUAGGUUAAUUAGCGUGCGGCCCAGUUUAAUGAUCUUUCGAACGUCAUUAAACUCCCGCUCGGCCAGGGUGCACUCGAGCCGUGAACUUCGACAGGGAAACGCCGCGUCAAGUAGCUGGAAAAUGAUACGUUUGGGACAACGACGUAACUUCGAGGAUCGUUAAGCGAGUCGACAACUUAUCGGCGGGAUGUCAACAUCGUGCCUGUCUCCUGUCCAACUUGACGAUCUUGUAAUCUAUCGAAGCUACAGAAUGUCGCGGCGACACGAAGGUGAGCAGUAUCAGGAACGAACCGACCCUUAAGGAAGCGAGUCAUCCGUAAUCCCUGAAGCAGUGCAGCUUGGUCUCGGCCUUGUACGGAUACCAACCGCGGGACAGGGCAAAUUCCUCAAAGGAGCGGGUUAACCACGACGAUCUUCCACGAAGACAGGCCACGCGCUACUAUCGCUUGAGAGUGGCAUGCGCGUGUGUGUUUACGCAGGUAGACGUUCUUGGGUUCGAGGAAGUUGUGGAAGAGAAGGAUCGGCUUCUCUGCCUAGAGGCAGACACGGAGAGAGCGUUAACUUGGUUGGCUAAAGACACAGUCGUCUGGUAGCCGCAGCUUGCCGCAGCUUGCCGCAGUAUUCCACAAACUUACACAAUAUCCACAAACCCGGCAGCCCGCGAAAUUCUUUAGUAAAUCUUCUGGCAUUUGCCUCCCGAGACGAACGCAACGCGUGUGUAAAACGCGCUGAAGAGCAACGACGGUUUGCCGAGCGAGAAGGAAGCAGGCCGUGUGCCGGUUAAGUGUAGCCGAGCGUCGAAAAUGCAUCGUUGAAAAGGGUCUCGAGAAGAAGGUGGAAACGUUGCGCCGAGCUCGCUGUUAACGCGCAUCAAGAGUGACGUCGGGUUGGAACAGUUGAGACAUUCGUAAAUGAGGGACCAGAGAAGGUAGGCGUGACAAGGGUCCGCUUAAGCCAGAAUAUUAGUCGUGUCAUCUAAUGAUCGUCGUGUUUCGCUUCGUCCAUUUAGUUUUGUAAUAUCUAGAGAAAUUUCUACCCGUGUCGACCCCGGUGCGAAUCCUCGUACAUUUCAAAGUUCCGCUUUGGACCCUCCUCUUUCAGCGUUGACAUUUCCUGUAUUUCCAAUUAAAACCUGAAUAGAGGAACGUAGAUUCACGAAGGAAGGACAACGUGACACGAAAGUCCUGACGGUUGACGCGGUAAAGAGAUGGUAGUAGCUCGGAUUCGUUAUCGGUGUUGACGCAGGCAAGUAUACCAGCGGAUGUUACACUGUAGAAGGAUUCAAAAGAACCCAGUCGAGGGGACAGGAAGUGAAUCGGAAGCAAGAAAGCUUUUGCGGCUGUGGAAAUAUUAAUGUUAGAAAUUAAGUCAUCCUGUGUAUUCGCUGAAAGCGUCGUGAAAUUCCCACCCGAUUCCGUUAAUAUCUAACUUGAAGCAGUAAAGAAAAACCUUGUAGUAGGAAAGUAGCGGAAUAGAAGCGCGAAUGUUGCUUGUCGACGGCUCUUUCUCCUUCUCUUUCUCUGCCCGUCUGUACCGUCGGUGUCUAUGUUGAGUAAAAAGAAAGACAGAGAUUUCUUCACAGAAGUAGCCCGUUGGCUGUGGAACAGUAGUAACGGAACGCUGAAAGCCACUCGAGAAAGAGAAAACCGGGAAACGCGCUCGGUUCUAUGGCCUAGAGCAUCCUGUAUUUCUGAUAACGUACAGAAUUCAGUAAUGUUCCAUGCAGGAAGGUUAGUGAAUGAAGGCUGAAUGGAAAACCGGUAAGCAAGAAAGUCCUUUCGCCUAGAGGCGAACUAUUAACUCUGCUUCCAAAGGGUGUCGUCCAACGGCUCGCCACAACGUCUUGCGAACUUCAAUAAUAUACACCACAGCGCAGUUCAAGUCCGACGGCCGUUGCGAUACUUGUAUCUUCCUGCUUGUCCUCCGGAUGCAUGAGAAGGGAUCUGGUGUACCUCGAACGUUUCGAAAGGCCGUAACCUAUAACUGUGGAACAAUAGUCGAACACGACGACCGAGCAACUUGCCAGAGCCUUCCGUGGCAUUUUCUUGGCUUGUACGCUUCGUGUGAUCGCGAUAAAACAAGCUCGAGAAACCGACUUCUGCAACGCUUCGAUCGAAAGAACCCUUUCUCGAGAACGGUUGCUCGUGUGGCUGUCACGGAAGAACGACUCGUCUGUAAUUUCUAGAAAUUAGCGACGGUUAACGACGGUUGCCGUCGGUAUACUUUAGAACGAGACACGCCUCAUGGAGAAGUUGGUAAUCCGUGAACUGACGCAAGACCGAGGGGAUUGAUCUAGCUAAGCUACUCACGAAGAUGUUUUAGCCCUGUCGCAGGACCGAGGUCAGUUCUGCUUCCUAGGUUUCCAGGGCAACAGAAACUUUUCUCUUUCUACGGUCGUGCUAAUCAAUCCUUGGAAACGGCGACCAGAGAACAGGCAACAAUUGCAACACAGUGGAACGCGAUAAAAGGUUCCCUCUGUCUACUCGAAAUAUCGAAAACAGCAAAUCGACGCGGAAGAAUCGAGUUUCUUCAACGACGUUUCCCGACCUGGUAGAGUAGUUGUGAUGUAACCUCCGAGAAUUCCUUCUGAGUGUAAGGAGCGUUUUCAAUCUCAGAUAAAACCCGUGGCUCGAGAACGGGUACCAAUCGAGGGGUUAACGUUGGAUCAGAGAACGACACGGUGAAUGAGGGCGGGCGACGAGGCGCUGGCAAUUGGCGGCAAGCUGGGUGAAAAAAGGCGAGGCAGAAAAAUAUGGUGCACGAGGCCACGGGUCUAUGGCACGGUGCGGGAUUCAACGUAUCGAGGUGGCUGAUGAUCAUAAUACACGGAUACCGGGCCACCACCCUUUUGCUAUCCAUUCUGCUUAACGUGCUGGUGCGAACUGCUGAAUACCCGACAGCGGUCACGGCGGAAGUUGUCCCGGCGAACGGGAAUUCGUUAGAAGCCAGCAUGAAACCAUUGGACAUCGACCUACCGCCUACGCUUCCGAUGACCUUCGGUACCGAAAAUUCCACGGUGAUCUCCGCCCAAUCUGGAUCUACCGCUCUCCUACCCUGCGUCGUCCAUAAUCUGGGGGAUGGAAUGGUGUCGUGGAUCAAGCGGAAGAACGUUCAGGAGUUACUGACCGUAGGACUGACAACGUACGCCAACGACGAGCGGUUCCAGGCAAUUCAUUUCCACCACAGCGAGGAUUGGACUCUUCAAAUAAAAUACGUUCAACCGAGGGAUGCUGGAUUGUACCAGUGCCAAGUAUCCACCCACCCACCCACUAGUAUAUUUCUGUUCCUCGAGGUUGUCGAGGCCAGAGCAGAGAUAGCUGGUCCCUCGGAGAAGUUCGUGAGGCCAGGUAGCACCCUGCAGCUUCACUGUCUCGUAAAAAAGUCAACAGAAACGCCUUCCUACCUAUUCUGGUAUCAUAACUUCCGGAUGAUCAACUACGACAUCGAUCAAGGGGUCAAUGUCAGCACGGACUUGGUAGGGCGCGAAAGUUGGCUGGAGGUGCCUCGUGCGUCUGAUCGUCAUUCCGGAAAUUACACCUGCGAGGCAAGUAACGCACAACCAGCGCGGGUUCUGGUGCACGUGUUCAAAGGAGAUAAUCCAGCUGCGAUGCAGCACAGCAUCGCUUCGUCGCCAUCUGUCAUGGCUUGCAGUGCGCUAUUGAUGAUGUUCACCACGCUGAAACUGGUGCUGCAUUCCACCGCAACGAACUGAUCUUUGUGCCCCGCCACGUGUGCCAUUCGAAAUAUAGAAAAAUGAACGUUGUGAUAUUUUCGAAAGAGAAGAAGAUAAAGCCGUGUAAUUCGACGAGAGAAACAAGGAUAAAUGUCCAGGUUGCGCGCGUGAAUUUUAUGACGUUGCAGGUGCAGUUUGUUCCGGCAAAAUUGUAUCCACGACAGACUCCGGUUGGAUCUGAAAUCACCAGCCUUUGAUCUUCGGAAGGUGAGCGACGUUAUCGUGAUACGCGUUAAGUAAUCGUUAAGGAAUUGAAUCGAAUAAUUGAUAGUGAAAGACGUGUACGUGUGCGUGCGUGUGUUAUCCGUGUAUACGGGGAAGUGAGACAAAAGUAUGUAACGAGCUACGAGAAUGAUGUCUCUGUAAAAUAACGGAACUGGUCUAGGGUGUAUCGUUAAAACCAUGGAUGCUCGAACAGCUACUUCGAACGACGCUCACGUAUUCGUUGUAUCGCGAGAAUACCGAAGCAUCCUCCCUCAGACAUAAGAUUCCUUCUUCUCUACCGUUCUAAGACGAACGCAAAUUUCGACGUUUCUUCAACGUAUACACACGUGUUUGCUCAAAAGUUGAUAUUUCGCCCGCGACUAAACUUCCCACCUUUGUUAGCCGUUGUGAUAUGUGUAAAUGUGUAAGCUGUGUGUAACUAUCACGAUCGUAAAAGUGUAAUUGUGUAAUCUGUCCUGCGACGAGUGGUACGAUUAAUGGCGAUAAUCCUGUCGCGAUCUGGCGCAUUUUGCCGGGUCAAACUUUCCAACGAUGUUCCGCGGACAACUUUAUUCGGUCACCGGCGUUAACUAUUUCUCUCGUUCUCCGCUCGCGAAAUUUGUUAGGUUAAUAGCAACGAUGAGAGAUCGUCGCAGUUUCAAUGAAUUGUUUCAGCAACUUGACAAAAAACAAACAAGAAAACAAGACAAAGGACGAAAGAAACGAAAGACAGAGAGCCGAAUUGCGUCACUUACGUCUUACGUUAGACGUAAAAGUUGAAUCGACGAGAAUUCCAUCGUUACCUAACGUUUAAUAUCACAUUAUAAAAAGGACAAAGAUUGUCGAGAUUAAUGGAAUAUUGCAUAUUCGGCCUACACGUUCAGGUACGCGUAAUUAAUCGUGAUAAUCCCGACGUAAUACAGCACAGCCUAACGACAUUAUCUUCUAUUGCCUUGCUCUGCACAGACGACCUUGCUCAUAAUGUCUAAAUUAGUUCUAUCUGACGUCCACGAAAUGGCCGUGCUCAGGUGUUAUACAUACCAUAGAAGGAAUCGGCGCUUAGCGGACUAUGGAAAAUUGUUGCAAACUAUCGAAUUUGUUGGCGAGCGUGUUUCACGUUUUUAGAAAAUUCAUCGUUCGAAGCUCGUAAUCGACGAGCGAAGUUAUCGUGUUUAGCGUAUCGCGUUAGAACGAGUUUAUCCUCCCGUGUUAAAAAUCAAAUUUGAUUGUGCCAAUCGCGUAUCGAUCUUUCGUUCUCGAUGAUUGUUCGCAUCAAAUUUUAUUGUACAUAUAUUUUCUAUGUCGGUUGUUCGUCGAUCUAUAAAUUAUAUAGUAUAAAUCCUUUAUAGAAGACGGUUUUCGUUAAUCCCUCGCGAAGAACGCAAGGCGAUCUUCUUGGACCACGAUGUUUCGCAGCGUUAGUAUUGCCGCAUGUUUCCAAGCUAAUCCACUAUUUCCUAGGUAGACAGCUGUUUCACGUAUCCGUACACAUUGUCAACGAGGAUAAUCCAGUUUCUGCAAAUAAUAAACCCAAUGGUAUUAUCAAGCUGGUGUGCACGGAUUUCGAUGCGAGUAAACGAAAUGCUCGUAUGGACUGCAUCGAGGAUACACACCGAGGAAUCCCCCUUCUCCCCUGUCAUAUGAAACGGAUCGAUCGUGAUUACUCCGAUUGAUUAUAAACGAUAAUAUUUCUUUGAGCGUACACUAUUUGACAAGAUCGUUUCGUUUAUUGUAAGUUAAAGCGAUGGAUUAAUUAAUGUGAUGUUCGAUGAUAUAGUCGCUGUCUGUUGUAUGUACAUACGUAUAAAUAACAUAUAUAUACACACACAUAUAUAUAUAUGUUACGAACGUCGCACAAUGUUAAUCUCAUUUACGGUUGAAUAAAGUUUUCAUAUAAAUUCCACUUCGGAAAUCACGGAUAAGAAA